This is a messenger RNA of Auxenochlorella protothecoides, 363 nucleotides long. RefSeq lists its product as hypothetical. The coding region runs from base 1 to 363 and encodes 120 amino acids. The transcript has a single exon. Lineage: Eukaryota; Viridiplantae; Chlorophyta; Trebouxiophyceae; Chlorellales; Chlorellaceae. The record is from RefSeq and is a predicted model, not a curated record.
AUGUGCCCCACGGCUCCACCUCCCACCCGAUGUCGCCCUUGUUGGGCACGAACUCGUGGAAGUCGCCGGCCGCGUGCAGCCCGAUCAGGCCCACGUCCUCCUCCAGCCCCGGCACGAGGCGGACCCCACGCCGGGCACCUGUGGGGCGGCGUGGGGGGGGACCCAUGCCCACGGUGUGUGGAGUGUGGGCACCUGGAGCAGACGGUGGGGCCAGCCAAACAGCCUGGUGCAUGCCGCUCAUCGGCCACGGGGGGUGGCAAUCGGGAAAUAAAUGGGAGGCACACGAGGCCUGCUGUCAUCAGGAGCGACGAAUGCAAGGGAGCAGGCAAGCUUCCCCCGCCCCGCACUCACAGACGGCUGUGA